UUUUUUGCAGAUGGUCCUUUCUUUGUGUACACUAGACAUGAGCCUGUGGGUGUUGUUGGAGCCAUUACCCCAUGGAACUUUCCUCUCCUCUUGAGCAGCUUGAAGCUUGCUCCAUCCCUGGCUUGUGGCAAUGUUGCCAUACUUAAACCAGCUGAGCAAACUCCAUUAACAGCUCUGUAUCUGGGAUCUCUCUUUCAAGAGGCUGGCUUUCCUCCUGGUGUACUAAACAUCAUCGCUGGUUACGGCCCUACAGCAGGGGCCGCCAUAUCUGAACACAUGGAAAUCAAUAAAGUAUCAUUCACUGGAUCAACUGAGGUGCAUGAUCUUGUAGUCCAAUCUUUAUAA
Molecule: messenger RNA, 345 nt
Organism: Orbicella faveolata
Lineage: Eukaryota; Metazoa; Cnidaria; Anthozoa; Scleractinia; Merulinidae
Product: aldehyde dehydrogenase 1A1-like
Molecular function (GO): oxidoreductase activity, acting on the aldehyde or oxo group of donors, NAD or NADP as acceptor
Source: RefSeq, a predicted model, not a curated record